Messenger RNA from Drosophila innubila, 4013 nucleotides. Its product is annotated as vascular endothelial growth factor receptor 1-like. Gene Ontology annotation, cellular component: signaling receptor complex. Gene Ontology annotation, molecular function: ATP binding; transmembrane receptor protein tyrosine kinase activity. The coding region runs from base 27 to 3971 and encodes 1314 amino acids. The record is from RefSeq and is a predicted model, not a curated record. Gene Ontology annotation, biological process: cell surface receptor protein tyrosine kinase signaling pathway; protein phosphorylation; multicellular organism development. The transcript has 14 exons. Lineage: Eukaryota; Metazoa; Arthropoda; Insecta; Diptera; Drosophilidae.
CACAGAAAUUGAGCAAAUUUAUCAAAAUGUGCUGUUUACUGCUGUUUCUUAUUUCGAUCUCAUAUUUGGACGUCAUUAGCUCAUUGUCUGGCCAUGAACGUCAUGUGAAGGACAAUGAUUUACUGGUCAAUUGUGGCAAAGAUCUGGGUCUCCCAAAGAUAACGCCCUGCAUGGACUCACUUAAACUGGAAUCCCGCACAAAUUAUACGCUUCUUUGCGAGGCCAGAGAACGUAUUGAAUGGUAUUUUUUGUAUAAGAAUAUUGGGAUACUCGAAGUCAUUGACCAUAUUGAAGAUCCGGAGCGACCCUUUGGCAUUAAGAUCCAUUUGAUGUCGGUUAAUGUUUUUAAUGUGGGCGCCUAUUAUUGCAUCAAGUCCUCGAUGAGACCCACAGCAGAAACGUGGUCGGAGGAGACACUAACUGAAUUGGUUAACAACAACGAUGCUAGCACAAUCUACGUUUAUGUGAAUGACACGCAAAAUUUACUUGUGCCCUUAGAGACUUCAUUAUUAGAUGCUCGACAGUUCACGAAUGUAACUGUUCCCUGCAAGCCGGCAAUGCCUGAAACGGAGGUAAUACUGAAAUCAUACGGAAGGCAUAAAAAGGAAAUUUCCAGUAAGUUUUUCGGUGGAUACGACCCAAAGCGCGGAUUCAUUAUGGAAAUAGGAAGCGCUACCGAUGAUGACGAAUUUUAUUGCAAGCACAAUACACUGUCUCGGCAUUCUACUAUUGGUAUCUCGAUUUUCAUACGCUUUAUUGACCAAAUACCAAAAUCAAGUUAUCUUGAAGUGUGGCAGCCCUUCAAUCAAUAUACUUUUCACGAGGUCGCCAAUACAACGAUACGGAUGACAGUCAGCUAUAAAGGCUUUCCACAGCCCACAUUCAGGUGGUACAAGCCCAACGACAUUGAGGUCCGGGAAUCCGAACAAAACUUUACGAUAAUCACCACUGUGUCUAACACCACACUGCAACUCUUAAGUGCUCAGAUAGAACACAGCGGCACCUACAGUCUCAAGGUCACCAAUGGCAUCGAUGUCAGAGGACUGUACUUUAAUGUGAGAGUCUCAUCAGGCCCAGUUCUCAGAAUGAAUGUUGCCUACGAUGUGAGUCCAGGCAUCGAAGCGUUGUUUACCUGUACCGUUCGAUCAUUCCCACUAGCUGUAAUGACAUUCCUAUUUAAGCCGUGUAGCCUAAAGCCUCGUUGGCCCUCCUGUGCGGUUGAGUCACAAGAAUUUGAUGUAGAAACAUAUCCUUAUAAACAGUAUAUAUCUCUAACUCGCAUUACUGGAAAAUCAAGAGAAGAGUUUGCACAGGAUGUGGUCUUCACACCCAAAGAACCUGGAAUUAUCUUAUGUGUUGCGCAAAAUGUUGUGAACCAUAAUUUAGUUACUUCCGUGGCCAGCGCAUAUGUACGCAUAGUUGAUAUAGCGGAAAACAUUAGCAUUGGCGGGCUAGACCGGAGGCGUAAAAUAACCAACGGUGACCAAGUGACUCUAACUUGUGGUGCGUCGGCAUAUUAUUUUGAUGAUCACUUGAAAUGGUAUCACGAUGGCAAAUUGGUCAUCGAAACUCCAGAUAUCACCAUGGAGACCAACAGCACGGAUUAUUCUUACAAAAAGUCGAUUAAAUUCCGUGCAAUUUCCGAUGUGAAUAAUGGAAUCUAUACGUGUCGUGCACGAUACAAUAAUGAAUCGGAUAAAUACGCCCAUCGCGAGAUCCUUGUCAAUGUACACGAUUCAAUGAAGCCGCAGUGGGACUCCACGAAUUUAAAUGCCAAGUCGAAGAUUGAACGGAAGUUGGGUGAUAGUUUGGAUCUGUAUUGCAAAUCGAAGGCCAUGCCGACGGCAACUGUGAGAUGGUAUAGGGACGAAGAGGAGUUACAAGAGACGCGUCACAUCCUCAUUUCGGAAGACGAGACGACACUGCAGAUUCCGAUUCUCCAUCCCAGAGACUAUGGCAUCUUCAGGUGUGUAGUAGAGAAUCGAUUAGGCAGCAUUGAGAACUCCGUCACUGUGGUGAUUACUGACCUACCUGGCGUAAGCCUAUAUUGGAUUUGGACGGGUGCUACGUUUUUUAUUGCCCUGAUUGCAUUGUGCGCCUAUCUGGCCAUUAGCUUUUGUAAGGAGCGCAAACGUCAUCUGGCAUUGAAGGCCGCUGGCCUGGUCAACUUCGAUGAGGGCGCUGUGGAGCAGAUUAAUCCCGAGCUACCGUUGGAUGAGCAAGCGGAACUGCUGCCCUACGAUCGUCGAUUCGAGUUUCCACGCGAAAAACUGAAGCUGGGCAAACAACUGGGCGCUGGUGCCUUUGGUGUGGUGCUCCAGGGCGAGGCCCGAGGCAUCCGGAGCAAUGAAGCCGUCUCCACAGUCGCUGUCAAAAUGGUUAAGAGCACCACCGACGCGGAAGUGGUGCGUGCACUGGUCUCGGAAUUGAAGAUCAUGGUGCACUUGGGUCAACAUUUAAAUGUUGUAAAUCUGCUGGGUGCCGUCACCAAGAAUAUUAACAAACUCGAGCUUAUGGUCAUUGUGGAGUAUUGUCGUUUUGGGAAUAUUCAAAACUUUCUGCUUCAUAACCGCAAGUGCUUCAUCAAUCAGAUUAAUCCCAUCAAUGAUCGAAUUGAUGUGAACAUCUUGAAACAACCCAGCUCUGACAACUUUAAUCAGCUUCGUGAUGGUAAUUGUGUUGGUAGUGCUGUUGGCUUAAUGUAUGCUGAUGUCGGUUUCCCGGACUAUCCAUAUGCUCAAAAUCACCGCAAAAAUUUCGAUAAUGAUCCACGCUCUGACACACAAUCCGGCCGUACCACAUUCGAUGAUUGUAAUAUGAGCACUUGCGUUACACAGUCUACUGUUCAAGAGGAUGAUAAUCAUGUGAUGUCCAAUAACUCGAUACAGUCAGUUUGUUGCUCCAAUUACAACACAGAUUUAACGGAGACGAUGAUGGUGAGUACCACAGAUUUGGUCAUCUGGGCUUUCCAGGUGGCACGUGGCAUGGACUAUUUAUCCUCUAAGAAGGUGCUCCAUGGCGAUCUCGCUGCCAGGAACAUUCUUCUCUGCGAGGACAAUGUCGUCAAAAUCUGUGACUUUGGUCUGGCACGCUCCAUGUACAGGGACAACAACUAUAAGAAAUCUGAAAAUCGUAAACUGCCCAUCAAGUGGCUGGCGCUGGAAUCCCUAAGCGAUCGUGUGUUUAGCACCUACAGCGAUGUUUGGUCCUUUGGCAUUGUGCUUUGGGAGUUCUUCUCGCUAGCGAAGGUUCCAUAUCCUGGUAUUGAACCCAAUCAGGAGUUCUUCAACAAUUUGAAGCAUGGCUAUCGCAUGGAGAAGCCGCCUUAUGCGAACCAAGACCUCUAUGAGAUAAUGCUGGAGUGUUGGCGAAAGAGUCCUGAGAGCAGACCUCUGUUCGGUGAACUGGAAAAACGUUUUGCAAAAAUGUUAGGCAAGGAUUUGGCAAACCACUAUAUGGAUAUGAACGAUCCUUAUAUGCGCUCGAACUCAGAGUACAUGAAGAAUCAACCCAUAGACUAUUUGUCAAUGAUGGGAUCACCAGAUGAGUUUGCAUCUUCCGCACCACGUUAUGUCAAUGGUCACAUAAUGUCCAAUAUAGGAAGUGCAGAAUCGUCCGAUGAUUAUCUACAAACGAAUGCAGUCGAUCAAGCGCCCGAGGAGAUUCCAAUGUUACUUCGAUCAUCCUUAUCAUAUGGCGAACGGAGUCCCGAGCAAGUAAGCAGAUUCCCUCAGGCCUUAAAGCAAUAUGCGACGUCAACCCCCUUACCAAGUAAACCCCUCAAUGUAGAUUGCGAAAUUUAUGUGAAGGUGAAGAAUCCACGUGAAAAUCUUGCCAACAAAGCUGCACACGGGAAAAUCAACACAGAUACCUUUUCGAAUCCCAGCUACCAGCCGCUAACAGUUGUUAACGAGAAUGAGGAGCGAAGGAGCUUCUUUGAGGUCAGAAAUAAGAAAUCAAAAAAUAGUUAAAAAAUUAAAUAGUUAGUCGACUCGAUUUUUGACUCCAAGAAA